Messenger RNA from Cryptomeria japonica (Japanese cedar), 973 nucleotides. RefSeq names its product acyl carrier protein 1, chloroplastic. The record is from RefSeq and is a predicted model, not a curated record. Gene Ontology annotation, biological process: fatty acid biosynthetic process. Bases 324 to 803 code for a protein of 159 amino acids. The transcript is spliced from 4 exons. NCBI's taxonomy places the organism in Eukaryota, Viridiplantae, Streptophyta, Pinopsida, Cupressales, Cupressaceae. Gene Ontology annotation, molecular function: acyl carrier activity.
AUUCACAGGGUAAUGAAGUGAACAAAGUAAAAGCAAGCUCACUGAUGAAAAAUAAUACCUAUGGCCGAUGAAGUCCAAAUCCAAGCUGUUACAGCUAAAAUGUAAAUACAAAAUUUAAAAAGCAGACGGAGGGCUCAAUAUGUUAGCAAACACUCCAGAAAAUCUGCGUCGGUCAGAUCGAGACACUGCACUUCGUCAUUUCCGCUAGAAUUCAACUUUCAAGCCUUUAAAUUCGUCACAUGCCUUUUGCUACUCCAUUGCAAACGCAGGCAGAAAAAACCUGAAAAAAAAGUAUUAAAUCAUUUCUGUGAUUUACAGAAGCAAUGGCAGCAGCAGUGGCAACUUCCACCCCCACCUCAUCACUCAUUCAGCCAAUUUCAGCGAAAAGAGUCGGGCUCGUGGCUUCCCACCAAUCUCAACAUGUUACGCUACAAUCACCAUCUAGGGUUUCUCAGUUGAAUGGACUAAGAAUCUGCCUCAAACGACAAGUUGCAGCAAACAGAACAUGGAAAACCCGUUCCUUUGGCUCCCCUGCAUUCACAAUCUUUGCCGUCACCGCUCUGCCGGAAACACUGGCAACAGUGCAGGAUGUAAUUGCGAAGCAGCUGUCGAUUGAGGUGGAGACCGUCCAGCCGGCGACUAAGUUUGCCGAUCUGGGCGCGGAUUCAUUAGAUACCGUGGAGAUAAUGAUGGCGUUAGAGGAGAAGUUCGAGAUAUCGAUAGGAGAGGGAGGAGCAGAGAAUAUUGCUACUGUUCAAGAUGCAGCCGAUCUCAUCGAGAAGGUCAAAUCUGAGGGCGCUUAAAACCUGUGCAUUCAAUGGCACCAAAUUAUUGCGGCGAGAUCAUUUUGUUUUCUGUUACGGUUCAUAUUCGAAAAUUUUGUAAGCGCUGGUGCGCGAAGGGACCGCCAAUAAAAUUUUAUUUCCUUUUUACUAUUAUUAUUAUAAUACAGUUAUUUUUAACCUUUUUAUUU